AUGAAUAAUAAUAAUAGCAAUAAUCGAAUAUUAUAUGACAAUGCAACUACAAUUUUGCAUAAUAAAAAUUAUUAUUUUGAGCCAAUCGAUCAUGCUUCGACAUCAAAUUCAACAUCAAUACAAAUAAAUAAUUCACAAAUAAUUCAACGUCCUGUACCUAUUAUGAAUCAUCAUCAUCAUUCAGAUAAAGUUAAUGAACAACCAAAGAAACAACAGUAUAUGCCUCAAACAAAAAGAAAUUCAACAAUUGAUAUGAAUCCAUCAAAUAUCGAUUCAACAAUUCGAUCACAUGCAUUAUCUCGUUCAGUAACAACAGAUCGAUUGGCUAGAAAUACUACAACAAAUAAACUCUAUUAUUAUCCUAGCGUACAAGAUGUACUUGAUGCUUUAAAUCGACGUUCAUUCGACAAAGAAUCAUUUGUUUAA
Molecule: messenger RNA, 426 nt
Organism: Adineta steineri
Lineage: Eukaryota; Metazoa; Rotifera; Eurotatoria; Adinetida; Adinetidae
Source: the annotation of a GenBank genome assembly